Halichondria panicea is the source of this 1025-nucleotide messenger RNA. Its product is annotated as 14-3-3 protein gamma-like. The transcript is spliced from 6 exons. NCBI's taxonomy places the organism in Eukaryota, Metazoa, Porifera, Demospongiae, Suberitida, Halichondriidae. Gene Ontology annotation, biological process: intracellular protein localization; signal transduction. Gene Ontology annotation, cellular component: cytoplasm. The record is from RefSeq and is a predicted model, not a curated record. Bases 115 to 873 code for a protein of 252 amino acids.
ACGUGCACCGGGACUAUUACACACAGCACACGAAGAGUUUUGAGUUCUCACCCAGAUCAGACUAGACUGUGGUUCUUCUUCCCCACCGUUAACCCUAGUACCUAUCACAAAAGAAUGGCUGAUACUCUGAUAGAAAGAGCUAAGCUUGCUGAGCAGGCUGAAAGAUACCAGGACAUGGCAAAGGCAAUGAAGGAAUAUGUUGAAAACGAGGGAAAAUUGUCAUCUGAAUCGAGAAACUUGUUGUCUGUGGCCUACAAGAACGUUGUUGGGACUCGCCGCAGUGCUUGGAGAGUGGUCUCUAGCAUGGAACAGAAGGCGGAUGCCAGCAGUGCAAGAGGGGAAGUUAUCAAGGAGUAUAAGAUCACAAUUGAGGAAGAGCUAAAAAACAUUUGUGGUGAAGUGAUCAAUCUGCUUUCAAAGUAUCUCAUUAGCAAAGAUACUAAAGAGGAAGAAAAGGACAUGACCGAGAAAGACGUUGAGUCUAAGGUGUUUUACCUCAAGAUGAAGGGCGACUACCACCGUUACCUUGCUGAGGUUGCAACUGGUGACGACAAAACAGCAGCUGUGGAAAAUGCUUCUCAGGCAUAUUUGGAUGCCAACACCACUGCCACUAAUAAAAUGCCACCCACCCACCCCAUCCGACUUGGUCUGGCUCUCAACUUCUCCGUGUUCUACUACGAGAUUUCAAACAAGCCAGACAAAGCCUGUGAGCUUGCUAAAAAGGCAUUUGAUGAUGCUAUUGCGGAGUUGGACAAUCUGAAAGAGGACUCUUACAAAGACAGCACUCUCAUCAUGCAGCUCCUUAGGGACAAUCUCACUCUUUGGACGUCUGAGAAUCAGCAAGGAGAGGAGGAAGAGGAGCCCCAGAAUUAGCGUUUCUGAAACACUAUUUUCACAUGACUUAGUUAUAAUUAUCCUCUAGGGUGGUGUACAUUUAUUGCUUGUAUAGACAUAAUUAUGACACAUUAUAAUAUACUUUGUGUGACGUGAACUUAAACUUAAUUAAUAUUCUUGGACUGUUAUGA